Nicotiana tabacum (common tobacco) is the source of this 2590-nucleotide messenger RNA. Its product is annotated as protein NRT1/ PTR FAMILY 7.2-like. Gene Ontology annotation, biological process: transmembrane transport. The record is from RefSeq and is a predicted model, not a curated record. Gene Ontology annotation, molecular function: transmembrane transporter activity. Lineage: Eukaryota; Viridiplantae; Streptophyta; Magnoliopsida; Solanales; Solanaceae. Gene Ontology annotation, cellular component: membrane.
CUUUCAUGUUUACUCGCAGGUUUUUGCACUUUUACUGAAAUAGACACAUACAUAGUCAUUGCAUGGUUCCCACGUAAGAGAAAAUAUAUAUUCCCCUAACUCUUACCCUCAAAACCCACAUAAUAAAGACUCUGCAUUUUCACUAUAAAUUGCUGGUUUUAGUGCUCAUUUUCUCUUCAUUACAUUCUGCCUUCCUUCUUUUAUUUUCCUUCUUGGAGCCAUGGACCCAAAACAGCAGUCUGCUGUCAGAGAUGAAUCCUCAGUUUCCAUGAAUGAAUCCGAGGAAGGGAAAAAGAGACUUUUGGAUUGUUGUACAAAAGAUGGAUCAACAGACAGGCAUGGGAAACCAGCAAUCAAGGCAAAAACUGGUGGAUGGAAAACUGGAGCUCUUUUAUUAGUCAGUGAAGGAUUGGCUGCAGUUGCAUUUACUGGAGUGGAAGUGAACAUGGUUCUUUUCUCAAAGACUGUCUUAAGGCAGUCAAAUGCUGAAGCAGCAAACAUGUUCAGCAAAUGGAUGGGAACUCUUUAUAUUUUCUCUUUGCUUGGAGCUUUUCUAAGUGAUUCCUACUUUGGAAGAUACCUCACUUGCAUUGUUUUUCUAGCUGUUAUGAAUGUUGGUUUGGUGGUAUUGUCUCUGUUAACUCAAGCAUUUAUGCUUGAACCUGAAGGUUGUGGCAAGUUGGGAGAGCUUUGUAAACCACAAUCACAAGUCGAGGUUGCCAUGUUCUAUUUAUCGAUAUACUUACUAGCUCUUGGGAGUGGCUCUAUAGAACCAGCACUUGCCACACUUGGAGCUGAUCAAUUUGAUGAAGAGGAUCCAGAAGAAAGUCGUUCCAAGACGAAAUUCUUUAGCUACUUCUAUGUUGCUCUAAAUCUUGGAUCAUUGGUUGCAGAGACACUUCUGGUUUAUAUGGAAGACAUGGGAAGAUGGGUACUUGCCUUUUGGAUAUCUACAGCUUGUGGCUUUGUUGCUUUGCUCUCAAUCAUUAGUGGCGCCCCUAGGUACCGCCAUAUUAGACCUUGUUGCAACCCCAUCUCCAGGUUCUCUCAGGUAAUCAUCGCUUCUAUUAGGAAAAUAAAGCUUACUGUUCCUUCACAUGGAGAGGGGUUGUAUGAAGCACGAAGCAGAAAUGAAAAAGACAGCACCAGAAGAAUCUCUCAUACAGAUGACUUCAAGUUUCUUGAUCGAGCUGCAGUUGUAACCCCAUCAGACAUGCUUAUAUUACCUGAUAAAAGUGAAACUCAUAACCAAUGGAGGCUAUGUACUGUGACACAAGUUGAAGAAGUGAAAUGUGUGCUAAGACUACUUCCAAUAUGGUUUUGCACAAUAUUGGCAUCCAUUGUCUUUGUGCAAGUGCUUUCUCUCUUCGUCGAGCAAGGAUCUGCAAUGAACACAAGCACAAUGAUCUCGGGGUUUCACAUUCCACCAGCAAGCAUGACAUCAUUUGACAUCAUAAGCACAUCCACCUUCAUCAUUUGCUAUGAGAAGAUCAUAAUUCCUCUGUAUGUGAAACUAACCAAAAGUAAGCCAAAGCUCCCGAGUGAGCUUCAAAGGAUAGGGAUUGGACUUGUCAUUUCAACAGUAGCUAUGGUGAUUGCAGGUUUGGUUGAGCAACACAGACUAAGGUUUGCUAAUGAAGGAGGGGAAGAGACAAGUUCCUUGAGUAUUUUCUGGCAAACUCCACAAUAUGUGCUUGUCGGAGUAGGGGAAGCAUUCAUCUAUGUUGCUCAGUGGGAAUUUUUUGCAUCACAAAUUCCCGAUAAUCUGAAGAGCAUGGGGCUUGGGUUGUCCAUGUCUUCCUCAGCACUAGGUAGCUACUUGUGCAGCAUUAUAUUUAGUGUGGUGAUGAAGAUCACAACAAGGCAUGGAAAGCCAGGUUGGAUACCUGCGAAUUUAAACAACGGGCACUUGGAUAGGUUUUUCUUCCUUUCAGCUGCUUUGACUGCACUAGAUCUUGUACUAUUUGUUGUGUGCGCUAAAAGGUAUAAGUCUAUAGCACUAGAAAAAAGAGAGAUAGGACAAGAGAUGGAAGCUACAGCUUGAACUAAUCAAAAUUGUAACAACUCCACAACAAUUGUUCUAUUGUUUAGGAAGAAACACAAAAUGAAGUAGAGCAUUGUGGAGCCUUACUCAAGAGGAAAGAAGAAAAUUAAAUAGAAACCAAAAGAAAGCAUGCUUAAUUAGAUACUGAAUGUGUUGUGUUUUGUGACAAUCUUGGUAUUGACAAAAACCUCCUUGCAAUCUUGGUUUUGUUGUAAUGCUUCAUAUAUAGGAUCAUGUUAAUGAUAGAACAGUCAUGUUUUCAUGUUUCGGUAGAGUCCACUCUCAACUCACGGUAACAAGGCUUAAAAUCUUUUGAACAUUAGAACAGGCACUCAUUCUACUGACUUCCAGUUGCAGGUCUUUAGCAAUAGUUUUGUAUCAUUGUCAUACCUAUGUCACGUUAAUGACUUUCAAAAAGCUAUUUUAGGGACUGCAGUUUUCCUUCAUAAAUGUUUGCUUGUGGUUACAGAGUAAACUGAAGAGCAUGCAGAUUUGGACAAUAUUCAGACUAAGCUAUAACACAUAUUACUGUGUCAACCAGUUAAA